AUACCCAGCCAACCAAUGGUAGACAAAUCCCAACAGACUGAAGUAUCAGAGAAAAAGAAACCCCUGUCCAUACCGCAAUCGUGUGACCCCAAAGCUACCCUUAAUAUUAGUAAUAUUCCUGGAGGCACAGCCAACUAUGAGUCUCUUAGAGUAUCUGCUCAGCUUCAGCAAACUUGGACAAAAAGAAAGCCUAUGCAAGAUAUGACUGAUAAAUCUCUGCAGACAGACACUGAUGCAGAAGAAAAAAAAGAAAUAGAGCCUGUUGCUACAACAGUGGUACCUGAAGAAAAGCCAGUGGCUAUUGAAGAACCAGCUCCUGAAUUUCUAGAGAGUGUUCAUGAAGUUGAAAUUCCACCAAAGAAACCCUCAGCUCAACACCAAAUAGACAGAUCUCAGCAGACCAGUUGUACUGGAGAUUGGGCAAUGAAGUUUAUUACUCAAGUGGAAAAAGCAGACAAAGAACAGCAGACCUACUUUGAUGAAUCAGAAAUAAUGGUUAUUGGCAGACCAAGCAAUUCUUCAAAGUCAAAGGAGGAUGUGCAGAAACGUAAAUCCUCAGGGAAGAUUUUCAUUACUGAACAGCCUGUAAUAAGUAGCAAUGAAGAAAUUAGGCGGAAGAGUAUCAAUAGAUCUUCAUUUAGUCAACAAAUGAAAAGAGGUAAUUCAGUACUUUCAGAUAAGCAUGACUUUCCUGCUGAAGUACAGCCAUCCAGUGUAGAAAAGAUCCCUGCUGAAGUGCAAUCUCCACCAGCUAAGGCUACUGCAGAAGAGGCCCCUGAUGAUCUUCAACCUCCACCAGCUGAGGAGACCCCUGCUGAAGUUCAGACUCUGCCAGCUGAGGAGGCACCUGAAGAAGAGGCCCCAGCUGAAGUAGAACCUACCCCUGCUGUACAGGCUCUUUCAGAAGAGCCUUCUGGGGUCCCUGCAGAAGAGGCCCUAGCUGAAGUUCAGUCUCCACCUGCUGAGGGGUUCCCUGCAGAAGAGGCCCCAGCUGAAGUUCAGUCUCCAUCUACUGAGGGGUUCCCUGCAGAAGAGGCUCCAGCUGAAGUUCAGUCUCCACCUGCUGAGGGGGUCCCUGCAGAAGAGGCCCCAGCUGAAGUUCAGUCUCCACCAGCUGAGGGGUUCCCUGCAGAAGAGGCCCCAGCUGAAGUUCAGUCUCCACCAGCUGAGGGGUUCCCUGCAGAAGAGGCCCCAGAUGAAGUUCAGUCUCCACCAGCUGAGGGGGUCCCUGCAGAAGAGGCCCCAGCUGAAGUUCAGUCUCCACCUGCUGAGGGGUUCCCUGCAGAAGAGGCCCCAGCUGAAGUUCAGUCUCCACCUGCUGAGGGGGUCCCUGCAGAAGAGGCCCCAGCUGAAGUUCAGUCUCCACCAGCUGAGGGGUUCCCUGCAGAAGAGGCCCCAGCUGAAGUUCAGUCUCCACCAGCUGAGGGGGUCCCUGCAGAAGAGGCCCCAGCUGAAGUUCAGUCUCCACCAGCUGAGGGGUCUCCUGCAGAAGAGGCCCCAGGUGAAGUUCAGUCUCCACCUGCUGAAGGGUUCCCUACAGAAGAGGCCCUAGCUGAAGUUCAGUCUCUACCUGCUGAGGGGUUCCCUGCAGAAGAGGCCCCAGCUGAAGUUCAGUCUCCACCAGCUGAGUGGUUCCCUACAGAAGAGGCCCCAGCUGAAGUUCAGUCUCCACCUGCUGAGGGGUUCCCUACAGAAGAGGCUCCAGCUGAAGUUCAGUCCCCACCUGCUGAGGGGUUCCCUGCAGAACAGGCCCCAAGUGAAGUUCAGUCUUCACCUGCUGAGGGGUUCCCUACAGAAGAGGCCCCAGCUGAAGUUCAGUCUCCAUCUGCUGAGGGGUUCCCUACAGAAGAGGCUCCAGCUGAAGUUCAGUCUCCACCUGCUGAGGGGUUCCCUGCAGAAGAGGCCCCAGCUGAAGUUCAGUCUCCACCAGCUGAGGGGUUCCCUACAGAAGAGGCUCCAGCUGAAGUUCAGUCUCCACCUGCUGAGGGGUUCCCCGCAGAAGAGGCCCCAGGUGAAGUUCAGUCUCCUCCUGCUGAGGAGGCCUCUGCAGAAGAGACUUAUGCUGAACUGCAGGUUCUAUCAACUAAAGAAGCUACUUCAGAAAUAAUCCCUGUUGACAAACAACCUCCAUCAUCUGAAGAGGCCUCUGUCACACACAUCUCUGUAAAAGAUUCCCCUGGUGCUGCUCAGCCUCCACUAUCUGAAGAAACCCCUGCAGAUGAGGGUCUGGUAGAGAAUGUGUCUAUUGAAUAUCAAUCUUCCAAAACAAUAGAUGUCCCAGUGGUAAAAUCAGAAUCAGCAACUUUAAAAGAUGAACCAAAAUCUGGAGAGUCUUUAGCACUGGAAUCUUCCUGA
This is a messenger RNA of Phyllostomus discolor (pale spear-nosed bat), 2355 nucleotides long. RefSeq names its product fibrous sheath CABYR binding protein (gene FSCB). The transcript is spliced from 3 exons. Gene Ontology annotation, molecular function: calcium ion binding. Bases 16 to 2355 code for a protein of 779 amino acids. The record is from RefSeq and is a predicted model, not a curated record. Gene Ontology annotation, biological process: negative regulation of protein sumoylation. Gene Ontology annotation, cellular component: sperm fibrous sheath; sperm principal piece. NCBI's taxonomy places the organism in Eukaryota, Metazoa, Chordata, Mammalia, Chiroptera, Phyllostomidae.